Molecule: messenger RNA, 1640 nt
Organism: Daucus carota subsp. sativus
Lineage: Eukaryota; Viridiplantae; Streptophyta; Magnoliopsida; Apiales; Apiaceae
Exons: 3
Coding region: 36-1640 (534 amino acids)
Source: RefSeq, a predicted model, not a curated record
AGUACUUGAGUUUAGGUCCUCCACGAUACAAAUGUAUGUGCUGUCAUUCAAUAAUGUGGAAAGAGGAAAGAAAUAACAAAUCUUCUUCUUCAUCCUCUAUUCCUACAUUCUCAAUAUGUUGUGCAGAUGGACAAAUUAAAUUGCCUGAAGUAAGACAACCUCCUCCUUACCUUGGUCAACUACUAUUUGGAGGCUCUAAAUGGAGACACUUCCACGAUCGUAUUAAAGUUUAUAAUUCCAUGUUCGCUUAUUCAUCAUUGGGGGGUAAAGUGGAUAAGCUUAUAAAUGUUCAUGGUGGAGGUCCAUUCUGUUAUCGACAAGGUGGUCAGAAUCAUCACCAAAUGGGAACUUUGAUGCCAACUGAAGGUCAAAAACCAAGAUUUUGUCAGCUGUACUUUUAUGACACUGACAAUGAAGUUAACAAUAGAAUUAGUGCCAUUCAAACCAAUAAGUCUAAGGAUGCUAAGGAUCGUCCAAAGCCAGAAAUUGUACAGAACCUAAUAAAUAUGUUUGAUGAGGUGAGUCCUUUAGCCAAAAAAUUUCGACAAGCAAGGGACCGUUUUAAAGAGGGAGAACCGCCGGAACUUAAGAUCCUUCUUAAAGAAUCCAGUUCUGCAUCUGGGCGUCCAAAUCAUAUUACUCCGUCUUCAGAGAUUGCUGUAUUCAUUGUCGGUGAAAAUGAUCCUAAUAUUGGUGAUAGAGAUGUCAUUCUCCAUCUUAAACAUGGUGGCCUAGAAAGAAUAAGUUUCAUACACCCUCUUUUUAUGGCACUUCAGUAUCCAAUUUUAUUCCCACGAGCCGAGGAUGGAUUCCAUACAGGUAUAAGAUACAUACGCACAGCUUCAAAUACUGGCAAGAAAAGAGAACAUGUCACUUUGAAGGAAUAUUACUCUUACCAAUUACAUAUAAGACCAAGUGAAGGGAUGACACUACGAUAUGGAAGACGUCUAUACCAACAAUAUAUUGUUGAUGCAUUUUCUAUUAUCGAACAAACACGUCUUUACUGGUAUAAAACUCAUCAAACAACGGUGAGGGCCGAUAUGUAUAAAAACAUUCGUGAUCAUGUAAGAAAAGGUGAUGAUGAUCCAAGUUCUUGCGGCAAGUCUUAUAUUUUACCAGCAUCAUUUACAGGUUCAAGGCGUUACAUGAACCAAAACUUUCUUGAUGCUCUUGCAAUAUGUCGUGCUAUUGGACAUCCCGACAUUUUUUUAACUAUGACAGCUAAUACUAAAUGGCCAGAAAUUAAAGACAUGCUUCAGUACACUCCUGGCUUGACUGCAGAUGAUGCCCCUGAUGUAGUUGCUCGAGUCUUUAAGUUGAAGUUGGAUCAACUUAUUCAUGUCAUAAAGAAGAAAAACUUUUUUGGACGCUGUAUUGGAGCAUUACAUGUCAUAGAAUUCCAGAGGGGAUUGCCUCAUGCGCACAUGGUAAUUUGGCUCCAUCCCGAUGAUAAACCAAAGACAAUUCAACAAAUAGAUCAAAUAAUUUCAGCUGAGAUUCCAGACAAACAACAAGAUCCUCAUGGAUACGAUGCUGUGCAAAAAUUUAUGAUACAUGGACCGUGUGGUAAACUAAAUAUGUUAUCUCCCUGCAUGGAUUUGAAACGCAAUGCUUGCACACGCCAUUUCCCAAAAAGGUAA